This is a messenger RNA of Nothoprocta perdicaria, 836 nucleotides long. It is a transcript of the gene POP5, whose product is annotated as POP5 homolog, ribonuclease P/MRP subunit. NCBI's taxonomy places the organism in Eukaryota, Metazoa, Chordata, Aves, Tinamiformes, Tinamidae. Gene Ontology annotation, cellular component: ribonuclease P complex. The record is from RefSeq and is a predicted model, not a curated record. Gene Ontology annotation, biological process: tRNA 5'-leader removal. The coding region runs from base 1 to 693 and encodes 230 amino acids. The transcript is spliced from 6 exons.
AUGGGCCAGACAGCCGGGAUGGAGCUGCGUGCCCUGCGGUGCUUCCCUGCGAAGCGGGAAGAGCAUCCGCUCAUUUACGCCCUGCAGCAGUCCCGGCUUCGGUCCUGGCUUUCCGGGGAGACCAUAACUCCCAGCCUCCACUCUCCUCAAUCCAACAACGUGGCGGGAAACAGCAUUAAUAUAAUUGUUAUUGUCAAAGAACUGUACGUGCUGUGCGAGGUGCUGGUGGAGGAGCCGCGCGGCCGGCAGGGCAUCGAGGAGCGCGCGCUGGGGCUCGCCGUGAGGGACGCCGUGGCCCGCGCGCACGGCGACUUCGGCCUGGCCUGUUGCUGCGUCUCCUUCGCAGUGAAGUACCUGAACGCGUACACGGGCGCGGCGCUGCUGCGCUGCCGCCGGGACGCGCACCGGCUGCUCUGCGCGGCGCUGCCGCUCGUGCGGCUGCUGGAGAGCCGCGGACAGCGCUACCCGUGCGCGCUGCGCACGCUGCACCUCGGAGGUACUAUAAGAUCCUGUCAGAAGUUUCUAAUUAAGUAUAAUAGGAGACAGCUGCUCACGCUGCUGCAGAACUGCACCAACGAAGAGGAAAGACGGGCCAUUCAGCAGUCAGUGCUGAGCUGUUCUCUUACCGAAGAGCCGUCCCUCAGUGGAGAGGAGGAAGGUGAUGAUGAUGACGACGACCCAGAGACAGACUGAAUAUUGGUUAUUGCUGCUCACCUCUGUCAGGGAGUUGCAUACUCGAGAGGUUAGAGCUGAAACAGGGACAACUGCUGUUCCUGGCCCCUGUAAAACUUGUUCCCCUAGCCCCUCUGUUUAAAUAAACUCUUUGUUAAAUAUGA